GCACCCCCUUCGUGUGAGUGCACCAGCUGGGGUCACUUGCUGGGCCCUUUCUCUUGUAUAGGUGCUGUUCCAGCCUCUCAGGAAGCAGUCUGGUUGAGGCAGGCAGUAGCAAAGGAAAUUGCCUCCCUUUCUAAAGAGAAAGAGGUUCUUGAGGGGAAGGUGUUGAAAAAAGACUGUCCUGGUGGGUGGGUGGUUACUAGAGGAUGCUUUGGUGAAGUCCCGUGUUGGGGAAAGUGUGUUAGAGUGUGGGGAGAUGAGAUGAACCCUGUGCAUGGUAGAGUCAAGCUUGUCCUGUGAGGUGAGUUCCAGGCAGAAACAGCAGGGUCCUCGGUGGGAGAUUUCAGUUCCCUACAGAGAGGUGUGGACCAUCAGGAGACUCCCUGCAAAUGCCAUGGCAGGCAGAGUAACCAUCCUGGAGAGUCAAGAAGAAAAUCCUUUCCAACAUGCCUUACCUAGCAGGUGCUGGUUCAAGCUUCUAGAGCCUGACCCUGGGCAGUUUAGUUUAGGCAGAGUUAAGUGUGGUACAGUUUUGGGAAGAAGUCCAAGCUUGUCCUAUCCUGGGAACAACAAGUCAAGAGGAAGGGCUGAGAUUGAGGGCUGUUGGGUUGUGGAGAGCUCUGCAUUCAGCCAGAGGGAUGGGGCAGAAUGUGAUUGGACCUGGUGGGGUAUUGAUGUCACCUUCCUGCCUCCUCUUUGCUCCAGCACAAGUGCCAGGGCACAUGGCCACAGGUGGUGGAGUCCCAGUCCCUGUUUCCAUUACAGUCAUGAAGUUCUUUCUCAGUGUCUUUAUUUUCUGUGCAUGCCAACAUUUCAGGAGUCCUGCCUGGCCCAGGAAGGCCCCAGCCAUGUCAUCCAAGGAUGGGAAGGCCAUAGAGAGAAGUGCCAAGCGCCGAAGGACAGAUGCAGUCGUCCCUGCAGAAAAUCCGGCAGUUGACACCAGCGAGCUGGGCAGCUGUUCCUCGGGAUCAAAUGUGCAAGAGGCCAGGAAGCCUGUUGAGAUGAGCAUGCAAGACAUCAGAGAUGAUAUUACCCAGAUCCUCAUGGUAGAGAGGAAGCAGUUUGAGAAGGAUAUAAAUGCCUCUUUCACAUCCCUGUAUGAAAACCUGCAGAGUAUUUUCAAAACCCAGCAGGAGUCAAGGAAGGCACGUCACUCAGUCUACUCCCAGAUGUUUUGGCCCCUGUACCAGCAGUGGCAGGAGGAGGUGGAGAGAGCAAAGGACCAAGAAGAAAACCUCGCUCGCAUAACUCAGCAGCAAAUGAAGAUUCUAGAGGAAGCUGUAGUGGAUCAUGAAGUCAAGCUUGAGAACGCUAAAGAAAUGUGUGAGAAAUUUUUGAAGAAAGCCAAGGACUUGUGUGAACAUCACAAAACUUUUAUUGGCGGUCACCAAAGUGAAGUGGAAAAGGAAAUCUCCAAGGCUCAGGACAGAGUUAUCAUGAAAACUCAAGAACAAGAUGUGUCCGUUGUUGAAACAUACCUUCAGUCCCUGGUCCUUGACAGCUCUGAAGAAACCAUCUGAAGCUCACUGUAGGAUGCGCAGGGAGCAUUAGCCUUGCUAAGAGGAUGUUAGUAGUAGUCAGUGCAGCUCCCUUCUCUUUACUUUGUUUGUUACGAAUAAGACAGAUUCUGUCAACCAUUAAGUGAACCCCCAGCAGUUCUGUGAGAGGCAACAGUUAAGUGCAGAACCUCCAUGGCAGCAAGGGAGACACAUUCUCCCCAGCCAUGGCAGUUACAUUUGGAAGCAGAUGUCAUUUGAUUUUUAUGGUUGGUUGCUUUGGUUCUCUGUCACUUCCCAAAAGUGAAUGUUACCUUAAAUAAAGAUGGGGCCCGUA
Molecule: messenger RNA, 1830 nt
Organism: Meriones unguiculatus (Mongolian gerbil)
Lineage: Eukaryota; Metazoa; Chordata; Mammalia; Rodentia; Muridae
Product: X-linked lymphocyte-regulated protein 5C-like
Exons: 8
Coding region: 636-1517 (293 amino acids)
Biological process (GO): meiotic cell cycle; spermatid development
Cellular component (GO): synaptonemal complex
Source: RefSeq, a predicted model, not a curated record